Leucoraja erinaceus (little skate) is the source of this 5852-nucleotide messenger RNA. RefSeq names its product rhophilin, Rho GTPase binding protein 1 (gene rhpn1). The record is from RefSeq and is a predicted model, not a curated record. Gene Ontology annotation, biological process: negative regulation of stress fiber assembly; signal transduction. The coding region runs from base 51 to 2045 and encodes 664 amino acids. The transcript has 15 exons. Gene Ontology annotation, molecular function: protein binding. Lineage: Eukaryota; Metazoa; Chordata; Chondrichthyes; Rajiformes; Rajidae.
ACGGACCGACGGACGGACACCGGCCAUUCCCUCUCCACUCACGCUGGGCCAUGACGGAGAGCGGCGAGAUUGAGGGCGAGUUGCGCAGCGAUGGCAGCGUCCGCAAGGGAUGUGAUCCCUUUGCUCAGACUCAGAGGAGCAAACUGCAAAACCGCCGAGCCCGGAUUAACCUGCAGAUUAAUAAGGAGAUGCUAAUGCGAGCUGGAGCUGAAAAUCUAUUUCGAGCUACGACCAACAACAAAGUGAAGGAGACUGUGGCUUUGGAACUGAGUUUUGUGAACUCUAACUUGCAGCUGCUGAAGGAGGAACUUGAGGAACUGAACAGCUCAGUGGAAGUAUAUCAGAACGAGAAUGAGUCUGUUAGUGUUCCCAUGAUUCCUCUUGGUCUGAAGGAAACAAAAGACGUUGAAUUGACGAUGCCUUUGAAGGAUCUUAUUGAAGAGCACUACAAUGAGCCAGCAUGUAGGUACGAAAAGGAACUAAAAGAACUUGCAGACCUCCGGCAGGCAAUGCGAACUCCAACGAGGAAUGAUGCUGGAAUCGAGCUUCUGAUGGAAUACUACAACCAACUUUACUUCAUUGAUAACCGAUUUUUCCCACCCAAUAAAAAUAUGGGCAUUUUUUUCCAUUGGUAUGACUCUUUGACUGGUGUUCCUUCGUAUCAACGGGCUCUUGCUUUUGAAAAGGGAAGUGUACUCUUCAAUAUCGGUGCACUAUAUACUCAGAUUGGUGCCAGGCAGGAGCGAACCACUAAGGAAGGCAUUGAUCAGGCUAUUGAUGCUUUCCAAAAGGCUGCAGGUGCUUUGAACUACUUGAAAGAAAACUUCUCCAAUGCACCAAGCCUUGAUAUGAGCACACCAUCCCUGAACAUGUUAGUGCGUCUGAUGAUUGCACAAGUACAGGAAUGUGUCUUUGAAAAUGUCAUGCUGGCAGGAGUUAAGGACGAGUUCUUGAUGCAAUUGCAAAGCGCACAGGAGGCUGCCAGGGUGGCUGAUGUUUAUUCCUUGGUCUAUCAGACAAUGACACAACCCCCAGUGAAAAACUAUGUUCCAUUCUCUUGGACAACUAUGGUCCAGGUCAAAUCUGAGUACUUCAAAGCAGUUUCACACUAUUUUGCUGCUGUUGCACUAUGUGACCAUACAAUGGGUCCUGAUGCUGACGAAAGUGAACAUGUAAAGGCCCUUCAGCAACUUCAUGUAACAAUGCCAGAGGGUCCCUCGUUAAUCACAGUACUGAAGGAUAAUGAGGAACGACGCAAAUUAGGCAAGGCUCAUUUAAAGAAAGCAAUAAUUAAGCAUGAAGAAGCGAUGAGGAUUCACAGCUUGUGUCGGAUCCUGCGUAAGAUGGAUAUCCUGCAGGAGGUGCUCGCUGUUGCCCACAAACGAUCAUUGAAGAAGUACUCUGAGAUUGAUCGUGAAGAUGACUUUUUUGAAACAGUUGAAGCUCCAGACAUUCAUCCAAAAACACAGCAGAAACCAGAAAUUAAAACUCCAAACUUUUCCAAAGUGAAAGUCACAGAUAUUUUUCACAGAUUGGGCCCUUUGUCGGUUUUCUCCGCUAAGAACCGAUGGAGCUCCGUCAGAGACGUUGAUCUUGAGAAAAGUGAGAAAGGAUUUGGAUUCACACUGCGUGGUGAUUCUCCUGUCCUUAUUGCAGGAGUAGUCCCUGAUGGCUCUGCAGAUAAAGCCGGUCUCGGAGAAGGAGAAUAUAUUGUGUCCGUGAACGAACAGGAUUGCAAGUGGUCCAAGCAUUCAGAAGUAGUUCAGCUACUGAAAACUGUCAGCACAGAAAGCAUCAAGAUUGGGGUGAUAACACUAAAUACUACUGAACAUCAGAAUAAUGCUGACAGGAAAUCACUUCUUGGUACAAUGUCCUCGGCAAGCAUCUUCUCCGGGAGUGAUAAAGAGAACAGCAGGAAAAUUGCUGAUUCUAGUAAGGGUUCAGGUUUGCUGACAACCUGGAACAAGAGGAAAAAUACAAACAAGGAUGGCAGCACUCACAGCGUACCAUUCAGUUCCGUGACAGAUGAUGGAUCAUUUUACUGAAGAGUAUUAUCAGUUCUGUCUAUGGAAAUUAUUCAUCAGUUUCACAAACAUAGCCAUCACAAGCCUGAGUACAGAGCAAUGGUAUAGAAGUUCAUUUCAUUCAGAACCUUGUCAAUUAUGCACACUAGAAUUUAAAGCCCUGUGGAUACUUUUAUUCAAAGCCUCAUUUGUGGAAACCACAGGUGGUGUGAUAGAAAAACAGUGUCAAGGUAAAGUGCGGUGCAAAAAUUGACUUGGUUUCAGUAUCAUUCACUGAUACCAGUGAGGUGAAAUGGAAGAGAUCUCCAUGCCUGAUUUGUUACAGGCUUCUACUGAAAACACUGACAGAACAGGGACACUGUGGUACGGAAAUACACCCUUUGUCCAUUAUGUCCAUGACAUUGCCUUUCUCAAGGUGCAUCUCUGGGUUUGUUUUUCAUUCACUCUAUGAGAAUAUACAAAGCAUUUGUGGUUAAUAAUGAAUGAAUGACUAUUCUGAACCUGCUGCUUCAAUAUGAGAUACUCUUCAGACCUGUCAUCGUGAUGGAUCUUUGGUUCAUUUCAAGCCAAUCAAGAGCAAAACUUUCCUUAAAUUUGUAAUUAUUCAUUUUCACAAGUUGCUGAAGAUCUAACAAGCAAAUGAUCAAAAGACUAUAUUCUUUACAUUAAAAUAGUAACCUGUUAUUAACCUGUUUUAGUACUGGAUCCAACACUGCAAAACCUCUCUCAUCCCCUACAUUCCCUGCAUUACUUUCUGCCCCCAUAUUGAAUUUCCUUUAUUAUGUCUCACUUUUAACUUCAUUCACAAAAUUUGCACUUUAAGAUCCAGAAACACUAUUGUUUAUCCCUCCCACCACUUGCUGACAAGUACAAGCUGCAUUGUAAACCUUGCAAGGUUUGGCUUGGUAGAAUUGAUCAGUUUGAUAUAGAUUUUUUUUAAAGGACAAAAUAGUACUUUUAGACAAUUCAAGAUUUUCUUUAAAAAUUAUGCCUAAAUUAAUGAUGGUUGUUCUGACUUGAGCAAGAUUGGAAGACUUUAAACCUCAAACCAACAUUCAGUCUUGAAUAAAUUUCAUAAAAAUCUACUGACAUUUUUUCAUGUUUUUUUAAAAAAUGGGAUAUAUUUUCUUAUUUCUGCAAACAUUUAGGUAGUUAAUGCUUUAGAUUGUAAACUUGACAGCAAAUUUCAUGUAAAGUAAUUAAUAGCACAGCCAAAAGCAGUUAUUCUGUCCAUAAUUGGGUUGAAAGAGGUCCAUCUAAUGUCAAAACUAACUUAAUGAGGAUCCAAUAUUAUAAUAUCGUUUCCAUCGCUUAUGGUGCAGAGAUUCACUGGAUUGUGCUUCCCUUAUGUCCCUAUGUGAAAGCAAUCUACUUGGUAUUUAUUUUUUUAAAGGGAACAUGUUCCAUGAUAUAUCGUAGUCCUUCCCAAAUGGUGAACCUGAUUUAUUGGUUGACUGGGCAACUUGAGUUCUUUCUCCAUUUUUAGACAUGGUAUAGAUUUGUUUCUUAUUUCGUUGCUGACGUUGUAACCCUGAACUUGCUGCUGAAUUACAAAACAAAAUUUGGUUGAACAUUUGAAAUUUUUGAUUGGCAUUUUGACCAGUUUAUUUAAUUUUAUCCAUGACAGAAUUCCUGGAGAAUGUAGAGAAAAUAAUGAGAAAAUGUCUGAUUUUGCAGUUAUAUUGUGCCAUGCAUAUAUGAUUAAGUUGAUUAACACAUAAUUCUGUACUUAAAAAGUGAGUAUGUAGAGAAGAGUGAGAAUUGCCUAGAUGUAUAGGCAAGGUUGUUCAACACUUCCCUUAGGUAGAAGAAAAAUCUAACUGCCAUUGGCUACAGCUUUUGCUCAUUACUAACUAAUGUUUGGAUGAAUCACAGUUGUCUCUCGGUCGCUGCAGUCAUUUUGAAUAUAAUUCCGUAGUGAAAAUCAAAUGAAUUCAAAGAAACAUCAGAUAACAUUAUCCCUGAACAUUAAUUUUCCAUCAGAUGUGACUGGAAAGAAAAUAAUUUCCACUUCAAUAAAGACAAAAAUGCAGCAAUUCUGCAAAAUUAUAUCAAAAUAAAUAACAGCACGAGUUAUUUAGUACUGCCUGCAUAUAUCAAACCUAAGUGCUGAGAGAUUCAAAUUUAGAUAAUUUUGAUUGGGGUUGUGAUGAAGAAUGGGACAGUUUCUGCAUAGGUAAUCGUCAGUUUUAUGAAGUAACACAAUCUCAUUGGUUAUUGAAAGCCCACUCCAGAUUAAAAUGUAAUCAGUUAUUUUAGCAUUGAUAAUUCUUUAAUUGUAUGGUUUAAUUUAGACCAGUGCAUAAUUAUAAUAUUUAGUGAACCAUUUAAUACAAUGAAACGGGUAGGAUAAAUGCACAUUUUGAAUCGUCCCUUCAAAACCACGACCAUAGACCUAAUGCAGGUAUAGAUUUAUGGUGUACGAAGGAACAGCAGAUGCUGGUUUACACCAAAGAUAGACGCUAAAUGCUAGAGUAACUCAGCCGGUCAGGCAAGAUCUCUGAAAUAGGUGACGUUUCGGGUCGGAACCCUUCUUCAGACUGAAGACCCGAAACGUCACUUAAUCCUUUUCUCCAGAGACGCUGCCUGACCCGCUGAGUUACUCCAGCAAUUUGUGUCUAGCUAUAGAUUUAUGGUUAUGCAAGGUUUAAUUGUCUACAUUUUCUAGUUGUUUAGAGUGUGGGGGGUGACGAGCGUAUUUAUGGUACUGAACACUAUCAAAUUUAUAACACAAAGCUGAAUAUACUUCUGGUAAAUCGCCAACAUUUGUUUGUUGAACAUAAUCUUAACCUCUUUUGAUAAAUUUAAUUGUCAUCAGAUAUAUGCUAAACCUGGCAUUUUCAUCUGGACCAAAUUAUUAUUUAUUAGAUACAUUUUGGGGAUUACAGAUCAAAAUAAUGUUUUAAUAUUUCCAAUUCUGCCUUUUCCAAUCUAUUGUUUUCAAAAUAUAUAUAUAUCUGUAUGAAUCAGACCAGCAGCAUAGGCAGCCAAUGUGUUCCUGUUAGCUGUUCAUUCUCACAAUAUGGAUAUCAGGCUACCUUUUAUUGCUCAUUCCUAUUUUUCCUUGAGAAAGUGGCAGUUUUAUUUUUAACUGCUGUUGUUGAAAAUGGGCUGGAUAUUCCAGAAUUUAGACUAUUGUUGUGCUGUGAAUGGGAUGAAUGAGAUUUUGUUAGAAACAGUAGAAAAUAAUUGGGUGUAACGUGUCACAGCUACUUUGCAAUCAUUCUCAACACACCUUGCUGCUAAGAAUAUAGUGCCCUCUCACUGUAUUGCAUCUUAACCCCAUUUGUUGUACAUUGUACUCUGGGGGCUGGAAUUUGUAAUCUGCUCUGUUGUAAAACUCUUGCCAGUAUUAUUCUUCACUGAGCUAGACUGCAGACUGAUGUUAUAACAGCUGUUUAAGCUACACACCUGUAACUUGCCAGAUCUCCAUUCCAGAUUUUAAUAAAUAGGACAGUUUUUAGAGAGAAUGUUUGCUUCUAACAUUUAAUUUGUGGUUUACAAAUACAAUGCAAAAUUAAGUUGCUAUUUUUUAAUUCCCAGAGGUAGAUGUAGGAGUAACCGUGGACUGUAGCCAAACUAAUUAAAAAAAUCGUUGUAUAAGAAACAAAACUGCCCGAUGAUACAUGUUGAGUAAGUGUAAAUCAUGUCUGAAUGUCUGUGGGGCAAUGUUUACGUUAAUGUAAGAAAUAAUAUGCUAUGUGUCUUUAAUCAAUUGUUUUGGUACAAGAUAUAUUUUUUGAUGUUCCUCAGAUUAUUAGAUAAUUCAAGAUGGUACUUUUCUAUUUCUGUACUGAGGUCUAUGAAUAAAAUACAGCAUUAAUAAUC